AUGAGAAUAGAGGUUCAAGGGAAGUAUUUGCAGGCAGUGUUAGAGAAAGCACAAACUAAUUUUUCUCAAGAUGGACAAGGCAAUCUUGAAGCAUCAAAAGUUCAAUUAGAUGAAUUCAACUUAGCUUUGUCAAAUUUCAUGGAAAAUAUGAAUAAUAAAGAUAGUAAAGAAAACAUAGUAGGCAUGAGUGAAUAUUAUGAUAAGAAUCAUAGCUCAUCUUUCAAUUAUCAAGAAGUACUAGGGGAAGAAGAAAAGAAGGAUCUAAAACCUCAAGUUGAAGGGGGUUCAAUACAGCUAGACUUAAACAUCAAGGGUAAUGAAGUUGCAUAUGCAAAUGGAGCUGAAAUGGAAUCAAAGAUGGUUUCAUAUAGGGUAUACCAUUUUUGA
Molecule: messenger RNA, 387 nt
Organism: Cicer arietinum (chickpea)
Lineage: Eukaryota; Viridiplantae; Streptophyta; Magnoliopsida; Fabales; Fabaceae
Source: RefSeq, a predicted model, not a curated record